Caenorhabditis remanei is the source of this 801-nucleotide messenger RNA. RefSeq lists its product as uncharacterized. Bases 1 to 801 code for a protein of 266 amino acids. The transcript is spliced from 6 exons. The record is from RefSeq and is a predicted model, not a curated record. NCBI's taxonomy places the organism in Eukaryota, Metazoa, Nematoda, Chromadorea, Rhabditida, Rhabditidae.
AUGCGGACUCCAUUCGGAAAUCUAACAAUCAAUCAGUCGACUGGUCAAAUGAUAGCUUGUUUAUCAAACGGAAUAUUUUUCUUCUUCGCUUUUAUUGUUGACAGCCGCACUAUGGUUGAGUAUUCUUAUAUCAUUGGAGCAAUCUCCUUAUGUUUAUUGGGAAUUAUCAUCGUAUCAUACUUCCUCAUGUCUCUAAAUCGACUCACUGCUAUUUCACUUCCUUUUCAAUAUCGCUGGUUGUUUGGGAAGAAAGCUAUCCGAUUGAUGGUCAGUUUGAACUGGGGAAUUCCAUUGGCAAUCAGUGCAUAUCUGAUGAUUUUAAAAGAAUGCGGAUUUCAGUUUUUUCACUAUGGAUGGACGUUCUCUACAAUUCCAAAUCGAGAAUUAUGUGGUCCAUCACUUCGUUUGUAUCUCACUUUGAGCCAAAUGCCUGUUACCGUACUCACAGUUAUUUGCGAUAUCCUCACUUUCUCAAUGCUUGUUAUCGGAAGACACCGCAUUUUCAAAUCGAAAUCAGCCGAAAUGAAACGUCGAGAAAUGAAUUUCGCGAGACAAGUUUUAGCACAAGGUGCUGUUUCCUUGGUUCAUAGUUUCUGGUAUAACCGAGGAAGAGACUUGAUACCAGGCUUCUCAGAGGAAUGGAGAAUAUUUCUAACGACUUCUUUUUCUUCAAACUUACUUCACGUUUUCGAUGCUACUGUUGUAUUCACCUGCAACUUCGAAUUCAAGGACUGGCUUCUGAAGCAAAAAAAGAAACAAACGCUAGUGAUUGUUUCAACGAUUCGAGGGAGAAGUCAAUAA